Candidozyma haemuli is the source of this 1599-nucleotide messenger RNA. It is a transcript of the gene CET1, whose product is annotated as polynucleotide 5'-phosphatase. The transcript has a single exon. Gene Ontology annotation, molecular function: polynucleotide 5'-phosphatase activity. The record is from RefSeq and is a predicted model, not a curated record. NCBI's taxonomy places the organism in Eukaryota, Fungi, Ascomycota, Pichiomycetes, Serinales, Metschnikowiaceae. Bases 1 to 1599 code for a protein of 532 amino acids. Gene Ontology annotation, biological process: 7-methylguanosine mRNA capping; polynucleotide 5' dephosphorylation. Gene Ontology annotation, cellular component: mRNA capping enzyme complex.
AUGAACGUAGGUUCUAUUCUUAAUGGCGAAUCCCAGCCUGCCAAGAAACCUGAAGACGAUUCAUCCAAAUCGUCAGAGCCCAAGCCAUCAGCUUCUCCUCACCAAAGACACUCCAUCAACAACCUAUUAAACGACCCAGCUCCAGCAGCAGCAGCUGAACACAAAGACUCAGAUGGUUCAUUCACUGAAACUCCUCGUCCAUACAGAAGCUCAAUUGCCAGUCUUACCAAUGACAAGGAUGUUGAUUUUACUACUGGCAGAGAAACAACUAAUGUGAGCAGAACCAGUGUUGAAGAAACGAAACCUAUUCCAGUCAGCACUGAGUUUGACGAUAAGGAAGUAGUUUCUCCAAAGACAGAAGUGAAAAAGGAACUUGAAGAAAAGACAGAAAAGCCAGAACAGCCAGUGGAAAAGACUAAAGAGAAGAAAUCAGAGACACCUGAAGUAAAGCAAGAUGGAGAAGGAUCAGCUACGCCUGAACGUAAAAGAUCUUCUGUGGUUGACCUGAAAGAAAUUGCCACGCUUAAUAAACUUAAAAGCAGUUCGAGAAACAGAAAACCUCGUCGGUAUAAUAACCCUCCUAUUUGGGCACAAGAGUGGAUCCCAACUUCUCAGAAGUGGGAAGGACAUGUCCAGAAACAGCACCCUACAGAACCAGCAGAAAACGGCAAUAUGGGCGUUUCAGACAAACACGUGUUUAACCAGGGCCAGAUGACUUCGGUGGACUUGGAGUGUUCUGUCACUGGUGUGCUUCCACCUCCAUCUGUGGUAAGGACAAUUGCAGAGUGGAUAUAUGCCAACUUUGUGGAAAUCCCUCUUGACAAUAGACAAUUCUUGGAGCUUGAGCUUAAGUUCGGUACAAUCAUUGACAAGUCUACUGGCCGCCGUUUGGACCUUGGCGUUUCCACUGAGUGUAUUUAUACGAAACUGUCUAAUGUUCGUUUCGAUAUGGGCGUACACGAAGUGGGCUGGAAAGAGAUGACCAACUACUUGGAAGAGUUGGAGAAGGCUUUCCAGGAGGAAAAACGUAAAACAGGCGCCAAGGGCCGGAAGUUCUCAACUUUGGAUUCAGAUGUCACUGACCAGUUCUUCCAAAUCACUGAACGUAACGAGCAGCCCAAGAAGGUCAGAAUCAGUAAAGAUAAUACCUUGACGCCGCCCAGGUACGUUGCCAUUGAAAAGAAACGUGUUUCUGAUCUUUACAUCCACAACCCAAUGUCCAUGUACGACCUUCGUCUACUGAUGCUGUUUGAAUUCCCUGUUCCAGAGAACAGUGUUGAGCCAAUUCUCAAAAAGAACAAACCUUCGCUUACAAGAAUGAAAAAGAGAAACACGUGGAACCACACGCCGACGGUUACCAGGUUCGAUUUCACAAAAGUCAGUGUUCCCAAAGCAACCAAGAACAAACUGGGUAAGUCUGUCAUGGAGAGCGACACGUCCCAUGAGGUGGAGUUGGAAAUGGACCCCGUGGAGAUUUUCCGUGGUUUCGAUAAAAUCAGAGACGGUUCAGACACGAUCAGGUUUGAGGAACUUGUUGAAAUUUUCUUGAACAACGCCAGAAUCCUCAACAACAGAGUAACCAAACUCGCGUCGAAGUAA